AUGCCCCUUGCCCUCCCAGGGGCGCAGUGGCGAUGGCUCGUCGGGCUGCUGGGCGCCCUGCCCUCCGCCCUGGCCGACCUGCCGGUGCACUGCGUGCGCCACCAGGUGGUGGGUGAGUGGCGUUUUAAGCUGGGGCCCCUCGAGCCCACUCGCUCCUCGUGCGGCCACCUCAGGCCAGACACGGAGGAAGGGCAGCCGUCACGGGGAAUUGUAGAUGGCUCUGCGGGGGGUGACCAGCUGAUGGUCACUCUGCGUGAUCCCAACGUGGCUCUCACCGCCCGAGACUCGCGUGGCAGUUGGACAAUGAUCUACGACGAGGGUUUUGAGGUGAAUGUCGCAGGCAUGAAUUUCUUUGCAUUCUCCAACUUCACGUUCGAGGUUAACGCGACACAUCCGACCGUGAAGCACAACAGCUCACACUGCGGGGACACCAUGGUAGGUUGGUACCAGAACGCCGACCGGACGCGUUUCGGAUGCUACUACGGCAGCAAGGUUUUGGACGAGACCACGCACCACGAGCUGUCGGCAGUCCAGCCUCGUGCCAGCCAGGCCGUGGCGCCAAAGAAGCGGCCGCCGGUAAACUUCGACAACCCUUUGAGCGAGCAGGGUCAGAAGGCAGCGGUCUCCAAGCUCAACAACAAGAUCGCCAUGCUGCAGCUGGGCUGGAAGGCCCGCACCAUGCCGCGCUGGAACGGCCGGACCAUGAGAGAGAUCAAUUCGUAUGCGGGUCUACGCCGCCCUCAGGGCGCCCGCGAGAUGCGCCGGCAGAUGCUGGAGCAGCACGCCCCGAGGCGCGCACGCAGCUUCCUGCAGCGCCGCGCCGGCGAGAGCUUCCCCACGGUGUGGGACUGGUCUGCCGCCUUCGGGAAGGACUACCUCGAGCCGGUCAUGGACCAGGCCGAUUGCGGGAGCUGCUAUGCGGCCUCCAGCAUGCGCAUGCUGACCUCGCGGCACAAGAUCCGGCAGAACGACACCGAGGCCCUGCCGUGGUCCAUCAAUUUCCCGCUGUUCUGCUCGGAGUACAACCAGGGCUGCAAGGGCGGCUACGGGAUCCUCACGUCGAAGUGGUCGCGCGACGUUGGUCUGCUGCCCGCCAACUGCAUGCGCUACAACACAGCGGGCUCCUGCAAGCUGGAGUGUGAUUUGUCUUCGCUGAAGGGGAAGCGGUUCCGCGCUGCCAACCAUCGCUACAUCGGCUCCUGGUACGGUAACGCGAGCCUCGACGAGAUGAAGUCAGAGUUGUUUCACAACGGCCCUUUUGUCGUUGGCAUCGAGCCUGCGGAAGACUUUAUGUUCUACUCCGAGGGCAUAUACAAAUCUGCAGCCUCUGCGAAAGCACCGAGUGCAGGCCAAGAGUGGGAGCAAGUGGACCACGCCGUUCUGGUAGUGGGCUGGGGCGUGGAGAACGGUCAGAAGUACUGGAGGGUUCAGAAUAGUUGGGGACCAGAUUGGGGCGAGGACGGCUUCUUCCGCAUCGCAAUGGGCACGAACGAGGCAGGGAUUGAGUCCAUCCCCGAGGUUGCCGAGGUCAUCGAGGACGAGCAGUCCGGUGCCCAGGUCGAGGCAUUCUUCGCCCAAGUCUCUGCCGCCAUUGCUAAGCCAAAAGCAGCCGCCAGGUGA
Molecule: messenger RNA, 1620 nt
Organism: Prorocentrum cordatum
Lineage: Eukaryota; Dinophyceae; Prorocentrales; Prorocentraceae
Source: the annotation of a GenBank genome assembly